Messenger RNA from Protopolystoma xenopodis, 969 nucleotides. The record is from the annotation of a GenBank genome assembly. Lineage: Eukaryota; Metazoa; Platyhelminthes; Monogenea; Polystomatidea; Polystomatidae.
AUGGGUCAGUCGGCCUCAAAAGAGCCCUUGCCUACUGUUGACUGGCAAACGAGUCGGGAGCAAAAUUUACGCCGCGCAUCUGGUGGCGGUUUAGACAAACGCAUCCCCGAGCGCCCUGGCGAUGCCCGCCUCGGUCAGACGCCGAUCUUUUGGCCGGUUGUUGGAGCUGCCAAGACGACACCUAUCACGACUCGGUACCUGAGCACGGUUCCCGCCGUCGGUGCCACGACGUUGCCGACACCAUCGCGACCUCAUCUGACCCGGCGUGAGGGUGACGAGACCGUGUGGGGUUCGGACGAGGUGGCGCGUUGCUACCUGCGACAGCAGUCGAUGGAGAUGCUUCGGCCUCUGGAGGAGCAACCGUUUCCCGGAGCUUUGAAGGCCGUCUGGUCUGUUGGAUGGAUUGUUAAGAUGGACGAGAGAGAUGUACCAGGAUACAUCAAAACCCCUUUCCAACGCCGUAGUGAUUACACUCGCAGACACUCAACUUCGCCACUCAACUUCGCCACCAGUCUGACAAAUCGCCCAUAUACAGCAGGGGACUUAGGGAGGUACAGGCUUCGUAGACUUUUUGAGUCAGUCAGACAGUUAGUCUUUGAGGACAAAGGAUACAUUCUGGUGGUUUAUGUACUUUUCAGCCACGAGUCUGUCUUCCCUCGACCCGGCCGUCUGAGUUGCCAUCUUCCCCCUUGGGACGAGAGAUCUCGAAUGUGUGUAGGUGGUAUCCGCGACCCGCAGCCAACUCUCGUGCGCUCGGAGACGCCGUACCAACUCGUCUAUUGUGUCUCACUGUUUUCUUUCCUUAUUCAUCCCUUCUUCCCUUCCCUCCCCUGCCGGCUUCUACUGCCUCCCACCUCCUUCAGUUGGUAUCAUGCUGCGCUCUCGCGUCUGGAGGCGGAACACCUACUCAAACCUGCACCGGCUGGCAGCUUCCUUGUUCGCCUAAGCGAAACCAGCAGAGCCGAGUUC